Messenger RNA from Amblyraja radiata (thorny skate), 1074 nucleotides. RefSeq names its product microtubule-associated tumor suppressor 1 homolog. The record is from RefSeq and is a predicted model, not a curated record. The coding region runs from base 1 to 1044 and encodes 347 amino acids. NCBI's taxonomy places the organism in Eukaryota, Metazoa, Chordata, Chondrichthyes, Rajiformes, Rajidae. The transcript is spliced from 8 exons. Gene Ontology annotation, cellular component: Golgi apparatus.
AUGGACGAGCUGCCUGCCCUGUUUCUGGAUGACUUGAAGGAAGAACUUCGUGAAAAGGAAGAGGCACUGCUGGAAACGACUCAACAUGUGGAUGUGCUGCAGAUAAAGCUCGAUGAGAAGAAUCAGGAGCUAGUGGAGUUGGUUGAAGAUUUAAGAAAGGUUGAGAUCGAAAAUGAAAGUGGCAAGGAGAAGCUUUUGGCAGAAAAGCACACCAUGCGAACCAAGGUCAGAGAUCUGACGAAAAAUCACAAGGGAUAUUUAAAAAUUGUCAAAACAAAACACAGCGCUCAGCUCCGUAAAAUCAGGGAGAAACAUGCCCAAGAAACAUCACAAAAAGAUCAGUGCUGUUUAGAACUUCAUAAAGAUCUCCAACUUUUAAGACCUCAUGCCAAGUUCUGUGCACCAUUUACAGACCAAGCAAUUGGUUCAUUAAAUUAUUUCACCGAACGGAAGAUUAAAGAACUGGAAGAACAAGUGAGGCUUAUGAAGCAAGAGGCGGGAAGAUCAGAGGACAUGUUCAUGUCAAUGGAAGCUUUGUACAUGUUGAAAAUCGAACAGAUUCAAGAGGAGCUGGACAAUGUACAGCUUGUACCUUCUCAGAAGCUGCUGCUGGAGCUCAAAGAUGUAGCAGAAGACUUUGAAGAGGAGAAUGAACAGUUACACCAGAAAGUGAACUGGCUGCGACACGUCGAGGCACAAAAUGAGAAUCUUCAAGCAAUAUUGGAGCAAUAUGAAGAUCAACAACACGAAAUGCAGGAAAAAUUAGAAAUGGUUACCAAGGGAGCAACUUCCCAGGAAAAGGAAGAACUGGAAACCCUUCAGCAAGCAACACAGCAGGAGCGCACAGAGCAAGAUCCGUCCUCCUGCAAGAAUGAAUUGGCUGAGCUAAGACAUGGACCUCUUCUUGUCAGACCAGCGCGCAGGAAGUAUACCAUUAGUUUGGAAUCAAUCGAGGAAUGUGAGGAGGCUUUGGAGAUAGACCCCAGUGAACAGGUGGUGGUGGCACGGAAGGUGUGUAUUGCCAAUCAAUUCUUCGUUUUCUAGUUGUAAUCUAAUUUCCUGACAUUUUACACU